This is a messenger RNA of Colias croceus (clouded yellow), 2011 nucleotides long. RefSeq names its product glucose dehydrogenase [FAD, quinone]-like. Bases 128 to 1924 code for a protein of 598 amino acids. NCBI's taxonomy places the organism in Eukaryota, Metazoa, Arthropoda, Insecta, Lepidoptera, Pieridae. The record is from RefSeq and is a predicted model, not a curated record. The transcript has 4 exons. Gene Ontology annotation, molecular function: oxidoreductase activity, acting on CH-OH group of donors; flavin adenine dinucleotide binding.
GACUGCAGGUCGUCUUACAUAUAAGAGAGCAGACUGUUAACAUCUGUUGUUGUUUUCAUGAAGGUGCAUACGUACUGUGAUAAAUAUUACGUAGAUAUUACAUUAUCGAACGUGUCGGGAUUACAGGAUGAUCGAAACAUCUUGUAUAGGACUAGGGAGUGGCGCGGUGGGUGCAACUAUCACUGCCACGUUGCAAUUCUUUGCAGCCUCCCAGUGCCUGCUGCAGGACUCCUGGCCGGAGCAUGCUAAUCUUGAAAAUGGUACCAGUUUUGACUUUAUCGUUGUGGGAGGAGGAACUGCCGGAGCUGUGGUAGCUGCUAGGCUGUCAGAACUUCGGGAUUAUACUGUCCUUUUAAUUGAAGCUGGAGGGGAUCCACCGCCAGAAAGUGUCAUUCCAGGAUUUAGGAACUCGAUGAAAAAUAGCAAGGUGGAUUGGAACUUUACAACAACGAAUGAUAAUUAUUCUAGUCAAGCUCUACAACAUGGCAGGCAGCGUCAGCCUCGGGGCAAAAUGCUGGGCGGUAGCGGAUCUAUUAAUGACAUGAUUUACGCUAGAGGCUUUCCUAUAGAUUAUGAUGAGUGGGCGACUACACUCGGAGAUGAAUGGAGUUGGAAUAACGUACUCGAAUACUUCAAGAAAACAGAAUACCUUACGGAUGAAAGAAUUAUAAAUGAUCCACUUCUUACUGAACUCCACGGUUUUACUGGUGAAAUAGAAGUUACGGGAUCUUUAGAAUCUACACGAACUACUGAUAAAUUGCUCGAGGCUUUCGAUGAAAUGGGUUUUAAUAUUGUUAAAGAUAUGACAAAUCCCUAUGUUAUUGGCGCUGGUAGGUUUUCUCACACAAUACGAAGUGGAAAAAGGGAAAGUUCUGUGACAGCCUUACUAAAUAAAGCUUCAAAAAGAGAUAAUCUAUAUAUUUUAAAAGAAGCUGUGGUUACUAAAAUUCUCGUCGAAAAAAACAAAGCUUAUGGAGUUAAAGUUCUAAUGGAUGAUGAUGUGUUUUAUUUCUACGGAAGUAAGGAUAUAGUGAUAUCUGCGGGUACAUUUAAUACGGCAAAAUUGUUGCUAUUAUCGGGUAUAGGUCCCAGAGAACAUUUAGAAGAAAUGAACAUAGAGGUACACGCAGACUUACCAGUUGGUGAAAACCUUCAUGAUCACGUUAUGGUUCUAACCUUCUUAGAGGCUGAUGAAGGUACUUGCACUGUAGACGAAAAAGAGAAUUAUUUUGAGAUGAUAAAAUAUCUCUAUGAUAAAAGUGGAUUCUACGUAAGAUCAAGUGACCUAGCUGCCUAUAUUUCUUACAAUAGCUCUAUGAAGAACGUACCGGAUUUCGGUUUGUAUCCCACAUGUAUGGGUAUAAAUGAGGGGUUUUACGACCCAUGUGUAAAAACAUUAGGUUUUAAACCUUAUAUUUGUGAAAAAGUAGCGGCGGUGAAUCAAGAAAAGGAAAUAUUCAUUUUCCCAGUAGUCAAUUUAAAACCUAAAUCAAGAGGCAAAGUUCUUUUGAAAUCCACAGAUGAAUUAGUUGCACCAUUAAUAUAUUCCGGUGUAUUUAGUAAUCAAGAAGAUUUAGUUCACUAUCCUGAAGCUAUGCGAACUGCGUGGUCUAUAGUAAAUACAACAUAUUUUAGUGAAAAGAAUGCUCAAGUAAUAGAUCUUAAUGUAAAAGAAUGUAGAGGUUUAAGUGGUGAUGAAUUAUUGACAUGCAUAGCUCGUUCAAUGGCGACAUCUGCUUGGCACGCGGUUGGGACGGCUUCAAUGGGGACCGUCCUCGAUUCCAAGCUUAGGGUUAAAGGAAUAAGAGGGUUAAGGGUGGCCGAUGCCAGUGUCAUGCCUAAUGUUAUACGCGGAAACACAAAUGCUCCAGUUGUGAUGAUUGCAGAAAAGGCAGCCGAUUUUAUAAAAGAAGGACUUGUAUAGACAUUAAUUAGAUAGCAAAUUGUACAGAACAGUAUUAUUUAUGUUACAUGGUGUUUGUUCUAUUGAAUAAAUUAUGUGAUAUUUUAA